Messenger RNA from Adineta ricciae, 561 nucleotides. Lineage: Eukaryota; Metazoa; Rotifera; Eurotatoria; Adinetida; Adinetidae. The record is from the annotation of a GenBank genome assembly.
AUGUAUCAACUUCCAGCUUGCUAUUUACAUGAUGUACUUACAUCAAUUAAUGUAAACGUUUUAUCUCCAACAUCUUCACCGAAAGCCUACUCGAAAGCUGUUGGAGGUCCUGUUGUUCGUUCGAAUUCGCAACAUUUGACAACAAUCACGACACACCUUUUUCAAACAACGACAACCGAUGCGAAUAGUAAAAGCACAUCACAACGCUACAAAACUGAAUUGUGUCGUUCAUAUCACGAAACUGCCUUCUGCAAGUAUGGAGAAAAAUGUCAAUUUGCCCAUGGCUAUCAUGAACUACGUUCGUUAAAUCGACACCCAAAAUAUAAAACUGUCCUUUGUCGAACAUAUCAUUGCACUGGUUACUGUCCGUAUGGUCCACGAUGCCACUUUGUUCAUGAUGAAUGUGCUGAUACUUUGUCAUGCAAAACUAUCUCACCAUCAUCAUCAUUUGGUAGUGAUACUCGUUCGUCAGUAUCAUCAUCUCGCUCGAUUUCGCCAAUGGAGUCUCCAUUAAUAACAUCCGAUGAUAUCUUUUUUUCACCGUUUUUACUCAAUAAGUGA